UAUUGUGAUUGUUUUCAGAAUAAUUAGAAAUGCAAGGAAAAUUUUAAUGUCUUAAUUGUUCAAAUUAAUUGGAAAAAGUAUAGUAGGGAGAUUAAAGAGUAAUGAUGAAUUCUAUCUCAUAAUUUGAUGAAAUUAGUAGAUUGCAAAAAUCACCUAUAGUUUAAAAUAAAUAAAGACUUUUUAGAAGAAAUGAUAGUAUCAAUUAUUCAAGUUCUUUUGUUUAUUUCUAGAAGUAUUUAGAAUAAUAAUCAUUAUAUAAAUAGGAUUGCUUGUAAAAAAUGAAGGACCAUAUUUUUUAAAGUAAGACUCAUUAGAAUUUAAUUGU
Molecule: messenger RNA, 325 nt
Organism: Paramecium pentaurelia
Lineage: Eukaryota; Ciliophora; Oligohymenophorea; Peniculida; Parameciidae
Source: the annotation of a GenBank genome assembly